This is a messenger RNA of Volvox carteri f. nagariensis, 594 nucleotides long. RefSeq lists its product as uncharacterized. The record is from RefSeq and is a predicted model, not a curated record. Gene Ontology annotation, molecular function: protein binding. NCBI's taxonomy places the organism in Eukaryota, Viridiplantae, Chlorophyta, Chlorophyceae, Chlamydomonadales, Volvocaceae. The coding region runs from base 1 to 594 and encodes 197 amino acids. The transcript has 7 exons.
AUGGAGGUCAAGGAUCGUGACCCGGAGUGGCACGGCGCCAUGUCCAAAUGGCCCGUUCACACAUGCAACACCAGCGGAGUGUGCAAAAUCGACCCGUGCGCACGCCCAGGUACUCGCACAGGACCGCGCUUUGAAUUCGUGGAGGGACGAACUGAUUGGGAGGGUGUGUCAUGCCGCUACCAGUGGAACUGGGACAGGAGCAUACCCCGCCUGGUUACCAACAUCCACCUGCCCAAGCGAGGACUUACUGGAAGCCUUCCGAGGAGCUUUCUGCUUUUUGAUAACAUCACUGAGCUUGACAUGGAUUCCAACCAGCUGACGGGGACGCUGCCCAGGGAGAUCGGUUGCCUCCGAAACCUCAUUGAAAUUGACCUGAGCAACAACCGGCUGCAAGGCACUAUCCCCCAAGAAUGGAACCUGCUUAACGGGCUUGUAGAGAUGGAGCUAGACGGCAACGGCGGUUUGGCUGGAUGCGUGCCCGCGGAGUGUCCUCCAUUUAACAGGGUCUGCGGCAGCUUCUUCGCAACACCCUGCCCCUCUUUCACCACCGACCGGCUAAUUGGCACCGACAUACGCGGCACACGGCUCUCGUGA